AGAUGCUGUUUAUCGUAUUAUAUUCCGUGGUCGUUGUUGCUCUUACUACAGCACAGAACAACUCGUACAUAAAUAUUGUCAAUGAUGCAGCGAAACAAGUAUCGUCCCACCACGCCACCCUCCACGGCCAUAUCAACACCGUCUUCAACAACCAUCCGUUUUACAACACUGGCACCAAAACACCGUCAUGUCCAAACCCAAAUGAUCCAUCAGCUGUAUUUGAAUUGACCUCUACUCCAGAACUAGAAGCCAACUAUCCCUUAACAUUGAUCGCCAAUGAACUGGCGACCAGAUCACAGUUGGCCACUGUUCUGGCUUCUGAGAUUCCCGCUCAAUCUGGAUUGAAUCUGGAAAUACCUGUUGAUGAACCAUUUGACACAGCUGAAACCAAGUGUGCUACAAAAACCAGCAACGUCUGGACAUUUACUUCCGCUCAGAAUCGUGGUGUCUGUUGGGUACUGCAAGGAUUCCAGGAUGCUGUCUUUGCUGUAAACUGUGUGAACCCCGUUUGUAAAGGAUGUGAUAGUCAGAAAAGUCAACUGAACAGCUUCACCUCAUGGGAACAGAACUUCUGGGCGUCGUUCAACUUCCCAAACUUUCCCAAAGCAGAUUCAGGAUUUUAUCAGACCCAAUCAACAUCAUACAAGAAUAUCUGCGUACCAAGAUUUGAGGUCCGCACCAUCUGGGCAUAUUGUCCACUGAUAGCUGAUCCUUUGAAGAUUGUUCGGGAGCAGAUUAUUCUGCCUUCGGCUUGUAGUUGUAAGAAGAUCCGAUGUCAAUAGAAAAACAUCAACCAUUUUUAAAUAGUUCAUCAUUGAGCUAUUUGCGUUGUUUAUGGUUAAAGGCCUUCAUGGCUAAAACAUUUUAUAUUGCGGUCCUGUUACUUUCUUAUGUACACUUUAAUACUAUCUCAAUUGUAUCAUUUGCAAAACUCUAAUAAAACAUUAUGUAAGCCAU
Molecule: messenger RNA, 957 nt
Organism: Lottia gigantea (owl limpet)
Lineage: Eukaryota; Metazoa; Mollusca; Gastropoda; Lottiidae
Exons: 4
Source: RefSeq, a predicted model, not a curated record